Cloeon dipterum is the source of this 653-nucleotide messenger RNA. RefSeq names its product ubiquitin-conjugating enzyme E2-17 kDa-like. The transcript is spliced from 6 exons. Gene Ontology annotation, molecular function: ubiquitin conjugating enzyme activity. Bases 1 to 531 code for a protein of 176 amino acids. Gene Ontology annotation, cellular component: nucleus. The record is from RefSeq and is a predicted model, not a curated record. Lineage: Eukaryota; Metazoa; Arthropoda; Insecta; Ephemeroptera; Baetidae. Gene Ontology annotation, biological process: protein polyubiquitination.
AUGACGGUUUGCGCCCUUUCCCAAGCAAGUCAAUUAACCAGCGAGGAGUCUGGCGUUUUGGGUGAAGAGUUCAGAGUGCUCUAUUUUGGGCUAACCCCUGUCCGGACUCUGGAACUGCACGACUUGGAACGAGAUCCUACUCCACAAGUUUUCGCCGGUCCCGUGGGAGAUGACCUGUUUUACUGGCAGGCGACCAUUUUGGGACCCCCUGAUAGUCCGUACCAGCAGGGAAUGUUCUUCCUCACAAUUCAUUUUCCACCUGAUUAUCCGUUGAAACCUCCAAAGGUGACAUUCGCCACAAAAGUUUAUCAUCCAAAUAUCAAUAGUAAUGGCAGCAUCUGUCUUGAUAUUCUCAGAUCUCAGUGGUCUCCUGCAUUGACCAUUUCCAAAGUCCUUCUGUCAAUCUCCUCAUAUUUGUGUGAUCCAGACCCUGACGAUCAUUUGGUACCUGAGAUUGCGCGGAUCUACAAGACGGACCGGGAGAAGUACAACGAGACUGCCAGGGAGUGGACUCGCAAAUACGCCAUGUGAUCGCCCGUCGAAGCCAAUCACCGACCUCUCAUCUCUUCUCUCGUGUGUAUGACACGAUCAUUCUAAUUCUUAUUUUGUCGCUGUCUAUAAUUUUCGGUGCUUGGAAUAAAUAUUAAAAUUCU